CACAUGGCACAAGCAUGUUCAUUUAAUUCUUUCGAGCAUACAUCCAUAAACUAAUCUAUAAAGCAAUAUCACAUCACUUAACAUUAUUAUCAAUUUAAAUUGAUAAGAUACUUGUAUGCAUCAUCAUUGAUAUUGAGGUACUUGAAGUAUUCAGAGCUGUUCAGUUUGCCGAGAAUCGUUAAAGCGACCGUACAUAAAAUUGAAUCGAAGCUUCCGUUAAAGUGCAGUUGACCCAAAUUGCUUUAAAUAAAUCAUAAAAUGCACCAAAAAGACAAAAGUGAAGAUGAAGAGAACAUCAAUAAUAAAGUUGUUGUGGAUGGUCAUGUAGCACCGGAAGAAGAGGAAUCAAAUUUAAAGGGAGACUACAGAAAUGUCGCAAUUUUAUUAUUUCUUUACAUCCUUCAAGGCAUUCCACUGGGCAUUAGUAGUGCUGUUAGAAUUUUACUACAAAAUCGUGGUGUCUCUUAUAAGGAACAGGCAAUUUUCUCAUUUGCUGCAUAUCCAUUUACAAUGAAGGUUUUAUGGUGUCCCAUCGUCGAUGCUUUGUACGUAAAAAGAUUUGGUCGUAGAAAAUCUUGGUUGGUGCCCGUUCAGGUUUUGAUUGGUUCUUUCAUGAUAAUAUUGGCACAAAAUGUCAAUGAAUGGCUUGGCGAUGGUGAAGGAAAUGAGCCACAAAUCAUCUUGUUGACUGUUGUGUUCUUCAUUUUAUGGUUUUUGACUGCAACUCAAGAUAUUGUUGUGGAUGGUUGGUGCCUUACGAUGCUGCAGAGGAGAAAUGUUGGAUAUGCUGCUACUACAAACUCAUGUGGACAAACGGGCGGAUGGUUUAUUGGAUACGUGAUUCUUUUGGUUUUUGAAUCGCCUGAAUUUUGCAAUAAAUACAUCUUUUCGGAACCACGAACUGAGGGACUGAUUACUUUAGCUGGAUUUCUGAAAUUCUGGGGUAUUAUUUUCCUUAUAACAACCGUAUUUAUUGCUAUAUUCAAAAAGGAACGAUCAGAACUGGAUUAUGAAUUAGAAGAACAUCCCGAUUAUGGUGUAAAGAAAGCAUAUCCAAUUUUAUGGGAAAUUGUGAAGCUCAAACCAGUCUUAAAGUUGAGUUUAUUCCUUUUAACUGCUAAGGCUGGUUUUGCGGCAUGUGAUGUUGUGACUAGCUUAAAACUUAUUGAGUACGGAAUGCCAAAAGAAAAGGCAGCUCUACUAGCUAUUCCACUAGUUCCAAUUCAAUUAGUUCUACCAUUCAUCAUAUCCCGAUAUACAGCUGGUCCCCGUCCAAUGAGCUUUUAUAUCAAGGCUUUCCCUUAUCGGUUGUUAAUGACUAUUGUGAUUGGUUUGUUUGUAUUCUUCACACCUAAAAUGAAGACUGACGAUGGAUUUCCAUUCUAUUUUUAUUUACUACUUGUAUGCAUUUAUAUGAUUUAUCAGAUUCCAUUCAGGUCAAUGUACAUUUGUGACAUGUCAUUCUUUGCAAAAAUCAGUGAUCCAUUGAUAGGAGGAACUUACAUGACCCUCAUGAAUACAAUCACUAAUUUGGGCGGUUCGUGGAUCCAAACUUUCUUUUUAUGGUUCGUAGACGUAAUAACUUGGAGACGAUGCAUUUUCGAUGAGGACUUGCUUUUAUCAAACUCAACAACCUUACCGCUAGACAAUAAAUGCUCUGACAAGAUAGAAAAGGAAAUUUGUGCAAAAAGUGGAGGACAAUGUCACACAGACAUUGAAGGAUAUUAUAUUGAAAUUGGAAUUAAUGUUGCUUAUGGAGUUGUUUGGUUCUUCCUUAUUAAGAAUUUAAUUUUACAUCUUCAAAGCUUGCCAGCUAAAGAAUGGUAUGUGUUAAGCAGGAAGGAGGAGCAACGAGAAAUGGUUCAAGUUAGCAAAGACAAAUAAAAAAUAUUUAUUCAAAAAAACAAUUGUUAAUCACGUGGAUUGUUUUGGGGUCAUUUACUAAUGACGUCAGUUGAAAAAUGAUUUUUGACCCCCCCCCCCUCCUAAAUCUUGGACGUCAUAAGUGAACUACCCCUGUUUUGUCGAAUUAUCGAAAUCCUCCCCUCUUUUUCUAAUGUUUGUCACUAAUCAGGCUCGUAGCCAGGGUGGAUGGGGUGGGGUUGGGGGGUCUGGAGUACAAG
Messenger RNA from Chironomus riparius, 2123 nucleotides. The record is from the annotation of a GenBank genome assembly. Lineage: Eukaryota; Metazoa; Arthropoda; Insecta; Diptera; Chironomidae.